GUGCACUUGAAGAAGACGAGAAUUCCGCCUUCGAAGUUGCGCGGUUCCAAUUGCGGGGGAGAAAAAAAGUAUUCCCUACCUGUGAUUUAGAAUGUGUCGCUGAAGGAAAAACUCAACCAAAGAUAGAUUUUUUCUCUCGUGUUGUCCAUGCAUUUCGUUUCCGAAGCUGCCAUCGAAUUGGGUCCGGGUCUUCUUUUUUGCAUUUGGCUUUGAUUUGAUAUCCACGAGCUCUGGUGCAGAUUGUCGCUUGAUCGUGUUCCUGGAUGUGGGUCGUGUUGCAUUUUGUUUUGCGCCUCAGUAGAGCGUGCUAGUUGGCCUGUCGAAGAGUUCAAACCGAUGCUCGGAAGCAUAUGCUGUUGGGUAUGAAAUGGGGGUUUCAGGGUCUAGGGUUGUUGGCCUGUUGGGGAAUAAUUGUGUUGGGGAUGAGUUUUAGAAUGUAGGAGGUUUGUAGACGGGGAUAGAGAUGGGGAUUAAGAGGAGAGGAAAAGGUGUGAACUGGGGGCGUGUUCUUAAACUCGCUGUGUUUUCUCGCCUUCUCGUUUUGAGCUUGUUUGUGUUGUGGAGAACACUUGCUUCGCCUUACGAUACCUCGGCGGCUCUCAAUCCUCCUUGCUUGGAUCCUAACCAAGGCAAUGAAGCGCCGGUAAAGUGGAAGAAUUUAGGUGCUGCGAUCGAGGAGCUAGUUGUGUGGGAUUCAGUCUAUUACGUGCGCAUUGCGGAGUGUGGCUAUGAGUAUGAACAGACGCAUGCUUUCUUUCCGGCUUUGCCGUUGAUGAUUCGUUUUGUGGCGAGGAACAUAUUUAACAGGCUGGACCUGUUGGUAGGCCACAGGGCUACCCUUACUGUCAGCGGCUACGUGAUCACGAAUGUAUCUUUUGUGUUUGCUGCCCUCUACCUUUACAAGUUGACACACUAUGUGGUGGAAAAGGAAGAUCUUGCUUGGAGAGCAGUAUGCUUAUUCUGCUUCAAUCCGGCAUCCGUGUUCUACUCUGCCAUAUAUUCAGAAAGCUUAUUCGCUUUUUGCUCUUUUUGUGGGCUUUGGCAAUUUGUGGCGGGGAGGACGUGGACAGCAGCUCUUCUCUUUGGGCUGUCAAGUGGAGUACGCUCUAAUGGUGUAUUGCAUGCUGGUUUUUUCCUUUUCCAGGCAAUGCACUGCGCUUAUAUCGCAGCAACACAGCAGGGCCGCUGUAUGAGAGCUGUGCUGGCUGUAGUCAAAGCCAUAUUUCAGAGUUUGGUUACAGUCGCUCCGCUGAUAGCAUUUCAAGGAUACGGAUAUUUGCAGCAUUGUGGUUCAUCGAAGGAAGGAACUGAGGAGAUAGCUCGUCCUUGGUGUAAUGCAACAAUUCCUUAUCUAUAUGGCUUUGUCCAAAGCCACUACUGGGAUGUGGGGUUUCUUCGUUAUUUUCAAGUCAAGCAAAUUCCCAAUUUUUUGCUCGCAUCUCCUCUUCUGGUUCUUGCAGCUGCUGCACUUUAUACCUAUGGAAGUUUUCAGCCACGCCUUUUCUUCUCACUUGGGUUUAAUAUCCCUCUCUCGCAGUGGCGGAAGUUGGCUUUGUUGCCUGAGAAUAGUGUUGUGAAGAAACAAGUUAACAAGGAUAACCUUGACGACUCUAGUGCACUUCCCGGGCUCUCUGCUCUUGCUCCAGAAGUUGUUCAAGAACUACGACAUCGCCGUGGAAUCAAGGCCGAUAUUAAUGUAGAGAAGUCGUAUGCUGAGGACAGUGUAAACAGCUUUGAGGGUUUCUACUCUCCAGCAGCUGUCUGCUUUUUGAUACAAAUGGCAGUUAUGGUCUUUGUUGCCACAUGCAUCAUGCAUGUUCAGGUGGCUACGAGGUUUUUAUCGGUAUGUCCACCUAUUUAUUGGUAUGCUGCGCAUCUUAUGAAGAGCUCGGUGAAGGAGAUCUCGAUUGGGCGCAUUAUAUGGACGUACUAUUUGAGCUUUCUCGGCCUUGGCUCCCUUCUGUUCAUUAAUUUCUACCCAUUUACUUGAUACAUUCUCAGGCAUUAUGGUUACAACUCUAGUGCCUCCACUGACUGUCUCUGGCCUAGGUUCUCAGAAGCAGGUUCUGCAAGUGCUUUUUCUUUUGAUUCUCAUAUGAAAGGAGUUGCAUGUAGAAAUCAAGGCAGCCUAUUCUAUUGCCGAUGGAGCAAACUGAAACUGUUAUCACUUGUUCAAUAUUUCGAAUCUAGAUCUGAAAUCAGUUAUAGCAGAUACAAAAUGUAUAAUCCACUCAUAAUUUAUUUUUUCAUUUACUUAUAUUUUUGAUUCAACA
Messenger RNA from Physcomitrium patens, 2273 nucleotides. RefSeq lists its product as uncharacterized. Gene Ontology annotation, cellular component: mannosyltransferase complex; endoplasmic reticulum membrane. Gene Ontology annotation, biological process: GPI anchor biosynthetic process. Lineage: Eukaryota; Viridiplantae; Streptophyta; Bryopsida; Funariales; Funariaceae. Gene Ontology annotation, molecular function: GPI mannosyltransferase activity; alpha-1,6-mannosyltransferase activity. The record is from RefSeq and is a predicted model, not a curated record.